AUGGCGACGGCAGCAAAAGCUGCAGAACCAGCCAUGUCGUUCCUCGCGUCAUCCACAUCCACAUCCAUAUCCACAUCCACAGGCAGGCGCGCGCUGUCUCGUCGCUCGAUGGCCGCCAUCCAGAACUCGCGAUACCCGAUCGUCUACGCUGCCGCCCGCGCCACGCAGCGAUCUGCCUUCUCGACCACGCCCAAGCAGGCCUUGCCAUCGCCUGGCGAGAGCCUGUUCCGAUCAUCCGCGUCGUCUUCCAGUGGGCCUCCAAGCGCAUACUUCCAGCGCUCCUCGCUACCGGCAAACACGAUCGUCAAGUUCGUCCCCCAGCAGACAGCAUGGAUCGUGGAGCGAAUGGGACGUUUCAACAGGAUCUUGGAGCCCGGUGUCGCCAUCCUCAUGCCCGUCAUCGACCGCAUCGCAUACGUGAAGAGUCUGAAGGAGAACGCCAUGGAGAUCCCUUCGCAGAGCGCAAUCACCGCGGACAACGUGACCCUGGAGCUGGAUGGCAUACUCUACACCAGAGUCUUUGACGCAUACAAGGCCAGCUACGGCGUAGAAGAUGCCGACUAUGCCAUCUCGCAACUUGCACAGACGACGAUGAGAAGCGAGAUCGGCCAGUUGACCCUCGACCAUGUUCUCAAGGAAAGAGCGGCGCUGAACACAAACAUCACACAAGCCAUCAACGAGGCAGCAGCAGACUGGGGCAUUCGAUGUCUGCGAUACGAGAUUCGGGAUAUCCACGCACCGGGUCCCGUGGUCGAAGCAAUGCACAGACAGGUCACGGCAGAACGAAGCAAGCGCGCCGAGAUUCUCGAGUCCGAGGGUCAACGGCAAUCGGCCAUCAACAUAGCAGAAGGUCGCAAGCAGUCGGUAAUCCUCGCAUCUGAAGCCAUCAAGGCAGAGCAGAUCAACGCGGCAUCUGGUGAGGCCGAAGCCAUUCUUCUCAAGGCCAAAGCGACAGCCGCUGGUGUCGAUGCGGUGGCAAGGAGUCUUUCAGAUGGCAAGCAAUACGCUCAAGGCGCCGUCUCUCUCUCCGUCGCCGAGAAGUACGUUGAUGCGUUCGGCAAGCUCGCCAAGGAAGGCACUUCCGUUGUGGUACCGGGCAACGUGGGCGACAUUGGUGGCAUGAUCGCCUCAGCCAUGGCAGUCUACGGAAAUGUCAGCUCAGCACAAGCCAAGGUGCAAGCUCAGAAGCUCGUCGGAGAUGGCAAGAGCGACGCAUCUUCAGAGACGACUUCGGGCGAAAAGCUUUCGAAGAAUGAGAUGCAACAAAAAGUGCUCGAGAGCUUCGAUCGCACGCAGGAGAGGCAUUGA
Messenger RNA from Fulvia fulva, 1308 nucleotides. RefSeq lists its product as uncharacterized. The transcript has a single exon. The record is from RefSeq and is a predicted model, not a curated record. Lineage: Eukaryota; Fungi; Ascomycota; Dothideomycetes; Mycosphaerellales; Mycosphaerellaceae. The coding region runs from base 1 to 1308 and encodes 435 amino acids. Gene Ontology annotation, cellular component: membrane.